Marasmius oreades (fairy-ring Marasmius) is the source of this 657-nucleotide messenger RNA. RefSeq lists its product as uncharacterized. The record is from RefSeq and is a predicted model, not a curated record. Gene Ontology annotation, molecular function: Atg12 transferase activity. The transcript is spliced from 3 exons. Gene Ontology annotation, cellular component: intracellular anatomical structure. Gene Ontology annotation, biological process: protein modification by small protein conjugation; protein lipidation; macroautophagy. The coding region runs from base 1 to 657 and encodes 218 amino acids. NCBI's taxonomy places the organism in Eukaryota, Fungi, Basidiomycota, Agaricomycetes, Agaricales, Marasmiaceae.
AUGAUUGAUGUCACAAUGCAGACUCGUCUACGAUUCGAGAAGGCCUGUCGAUUGUUCAUCUCGAAGUAUGACUCCGUUUUACCGUCAUUCUCCAAUACUACUUUUCGAGGAUGGUGUUGGAAUGAGUACAACGACUUGCCCAGUUUCGGUUACAUGUCUCGCAGUACUGCGCUAACAGUGAGAUUAUCAACUAGAGCUUCCGUUGUUGACGAUGCGGAACAAAUUAUCGAUGAAGCUGUGGAUGAGGCAUCGCUACGAUCUCCGGGGACGCAAACUUUCGCCUGUCGUCAGUACGUUGUUUAUUCGGCAACUUUUCAAGUACCUUGCCUAUAUUUCACAAUAAGUCAUUCGAAUGGAACGCCGCUUUCGGCGGAUGAAUUGGUCCAUACAUCUUUGUUUCAUUCUGCCACCCUAGAUUCUACAACAACAACAUCUUUUGCUGUUACCCAUCCCAGUUCAUUGUUCCCACUCCUCAGCCAGGGCGAUCACCCGAGCCUUGGAACGCCUUGCUGGUACUUGCAUCCGUGUGAAACGGUGAAGUCCAUGCAAGAAGUACUAGCAGAAGACAAGACGGAGAUGAGCAAAGAGGAACGACUAGUACGCUGGCUGGAAGUAUGGUUUCUUGUUAUAGGCAACAUGGUUGACCUGAGAGUAUGA